Molecule: messenger RNA, 1281 nt
Organism: Acanthoscelides obtectus
Lineage: Eukaryota; Metazoa; Arthropoda; Insecta; Coleoptera; Chrysomelidae
Source: the annotation of a GenBank genome assembly
ACCGAUUUAUUGUCUUCCAAAAACGGAUGCAAAAAUUAGGAACUUGCAGUUGAAUGUGAAUCUCAUUGAGAGCAAGAUACGCGUAAAACCAAAAAUGACCAAACGUAUUGAGUUUGCAAUAACUGAAGAAUUUCAUCUGUGAUUUUAGAUGAUACUAAAUUGAACGUGAACUAAACCUAAAACUCUGAUAAUACAUGUGAAAUUCAUACGAAAUUAAAAUAAAAAAUGUCAAAGGUUCAGAAACUAGUGAACAUAGCACUGGCAGAGUUUCUAGGUACUGCUUCUAUGUUAUUUUUAGUUUGUACCGGUUGUACUUCAGGAAUACAAGGGACAAUUUCGUCGUUACAUUUGAGUUUAUGUUCUGGGCUUUCGGUUAUGGCUGCUAUUCAGAUGUUUGGGCAUAUUUCUGGGGCACAUAUCAACCCUGUGGUAUCAUUGGCUGCUCUGAUGGUGGAUGAGAUCAGUUACCUAGAGAUACCAGUAUACAUCGUUUCCCAGGUACUAGGAUGCUUGGCAGGAUGUGGGUUACAGAAGAUGGUGACUCCGCUCCAACACGAAAUCCAGUAUCCUGGGCGAGGCAUUUGCGUCAACGCUCCUUAUGAGACUCUGACAGACUGGGAGGCUUUGGGAGUUGAAAUCAUACUGACGACUAUUCUAGUUCUUGCUGUCCUGGCCACUUGGGAUAAGCGGAACGGGAAUAAUAUGGAUUCAGUGGCAUUGAGGAUUGGGUUUCUGGUUGGAGUUCUGAAUUUGGCUGCGGGUUCGUACACUGGAGCUAGUAUGAAUCCCGUCAGAAGUUUCGGACCAGCUGUAUGGAGUAACGAUUUCAGAUCUCACUGGGUAUAUUGGGUCGGUCCAACAAUAGGAUCAUUGAUAGCAACCAUCACUUACAAAUAUAGUUUUUUGAGAGUCGAAGUCCAUACCAGGGAAUACAAAUAGCUCAAAAAAUGAAAGAUGUACGAAUACUUACCAUUAUAAGGUUGUUCAAGCUUUUGCUUUGGACGGCUUCAGUGACCACGGAGAGAUCGGUUCUGGAAAUAAAAAUACCUUUAUUGAAAUAAAGUUGUAUCAAAUAUAUUUUAUCUAGUUUCUGUACGAUGUACCCCAGAAGUGUACGAUCUAAGACAUUGUGAUUAAUGCGUUUUUUUUUUGGUGAAGCUGUAGUGUGUUGCACUUGUGCAUAUUUUAAGUUUUUUUCCAAAACCAGUAUAGUCUUUUGGUUCGUACUUUGAACUGUCAGUGUUAUAUUUUACAGUUUUUGUUUGUGGCUAUGCAUACAUU